CUGCGCGCAAAGCUUGACGCACCCACUGGCACGAGUCCCACGAUGAGCCCGAGCUGGUACCAGUGGCCACUGGCCAACUAAUGUGCAUGCGUACUUGUCUCUCCACUGUGAAGCGUGAACCCAUCAAAUCCGCUCUGGGAACGUAAGUCUGCAUUUGCAUUAUCAUACGACCUUCCUUGUUUCAAUUGUGGAUUUACUCUUGCAGUUUGUUGUCGUUUGAAAUAUCAGCGCAUGUGAUAAGCCCUCCAGACGCGAAGGUUUGGCUACAUUUUAUGCCAAGUGAAUCGCAGUCUGCGCGUUUUAUUUUUUUGUCAGGUCUGAUAUAAUUGAUCUCAAGCCGAUACAUUUAAUCAACACACGAGUUGAGUGGAGUACACGGACCUACUUGCCAUAAGGAAAUCUGUCAGAAUCCGAAUAAUGUUUUUGCAGUGAUUGUUUUGGUAUCAUUCACCACACUCCCACUGUUGUCAGUCUACCUAGCACGAGAGUAGCCAAAGUAACGAUUUAAUGAGUCCAGUUGUUUAGAGAAUUCUAGAAGAAUAUGGGAAGCACAGCAAAUGACUCCAAGAAGAGAGACGUGAAGAAGACACCGAGAAAGAAGAGGACACUUCGACUGAAUAUGCCCGACCUCGGCUCAUUUGCCAUGCCCUUCUUGGAGGGAGAUGCCGACCAUGUGGAUAAGGCCGACAUACAGAAGGGUGAUGGGAGUUGCCACUCAGCCAGCCCGACCAAAGGCUUCUUCACGCGGGGGCCCUUCAGUCGGCCCUCCAGCCCCAAGUCGGCCCCUGCCAGGACCAAGAACAGCCCGGGCUCCCCCAAAACCAUAUUCCCCUACCCUUCGUCCCACCAGGACUCCCCACCCAAGUCGCCUCGUCGCCUGAGCUUCAGUGGCAUCUUCCGCUCCUCCUCCAGGGACUCUAACUCCACCUCCACCUCUCCCGUCAGCAUCAAGCUCUUCUCCAGGGCCAGGAAAGGUAAGACCAGUUGUUCUAUGUCUAACAGGGUUGGUUCUGUGAACCACGCUCAUAUGUUAUGCAAACCUCUCGACCGCCACCCCGAGCGCAGGGUGAAGGCAGCGUUCGCUGCGUACGAGGAGCUGAACAUGCCCCUCCUUAAAAAAGAGAACCCCAACAUGUGGCUGUCGCAGCUCAAGCAACAGUUAAAAAAUGAAUGGAUGAAGUCGCCAGAGAACCCCCUGAACCAGCGCUUUGCCAACUACAACGCAAAGUGA
This is a messenger RNA of Coregonus clupeaformis (lake whitefish), 1231 nucleotides long. Its product is annotated as 5'-AMP-activated protein kinase subunit gamma-2-like. Bases 542 to 1231 code for a protein of 229 amino acids. Gene Ontology annotation, biological process: transcription by RNA polymerase II. The record is from RefSeq and is a predicted model, not a curated record. The transcript is spliced from 4 exons. Lineage: Eukaryota; Metazoa; Chordata; Actinopteri; Salmoniformes; Salmonidae. Gene Ontology annotation, molecular function: transcription coactivator activity. Gene Ontology annotation, cellular component: nucleus.